AUGGCGGACGCAGCUGCCAGAGAACUUCAAUAUGAAUACAAGGCGAACUCAAAUUUGGUGUUGCAAGUUGAUUACAGUCUCAUUGAUCGCCGUCCAAAGGAUGAAGCUACCGGUGAAGUGCUGCCGCUGAAUCCCGAUCGUUUGCGGGGCAUGAAAAUGGGCGACAAGUUUUACCGAUCAAAGCCGCCUAUGUUGGAGGAAAAACAGGCAAAACGUAGGCGCCGUGAUGAUGCACAGAAGGAUUUUAUGAAAUUCCGAGGUCAGACGUUACUUACAGCAAAUAUUGAAGAAAUUGUAGGAAUAUACAAACCAAGAACUCAGGAAACGCGUCAGACAUACGAAAUUAUUCUGGCGUUUAUUCAAGAAGCUCUCGGAGAUCAACCAAGAGAUAUUUUGUGUGGCGCCGCCGAUGAAGUACUGGCUACAUUAAAAUCUGAAAAAUUUAAAGAUAAUCAGAGGAAAAAGGAGAUUGAAAGUCUUCUUGGACCUCUUACCGAAGAAAGAUACGCCUUGCUAUCGAAUUUGGGCAAGAAGAUUACCGACUACAGCAUAACCAGUGAAGAAAAUAAGCCCGAAGAAGAAAUAGAUGAAACAUAUGGCGUUAAUGUGCAGUUCGAGGAAUCCGAUGAUGAAGACCAGGAAGACGUUUAUGGUGAAAUUCGGGAUGAGUCUGACGCAGAAGAAGGAGAAGAAGCGAUGAUUGAUUCGACUUUGAAAGCUUCUGGGGUAAGUGCUCUUGAGGACGAGUCUAGCAGCACCACGGAAAAAAAGAAAAGCCUUCAUCCGAGAGAUAUCGAUGCUUACUGGCUGCAACGUAGUUUGGGAAAAUUCUACCAAGACCCAAUAGUCGCCCAGCAAAAAUCUCACGAGGUUCUGGAGAUCCUCAAGACUGCCUCUGAUGACAGAGAUUGCGAAAACCGUUUAGUACUUUUGCUUGGCUUUGAUCAGUUUGACUUCAUACGAACGCUUCGCCAGUACCGAAAUAUGAGUAAUAAUGACCACUUUUAAUU
Molecule: messenger RNA, 1010 nt
Organism: Soboliphyme baturini
Lineage: Eukaryota; Metazoa; Nematoda; Enoplea; Dioctophymatida; Soboliphymatidae
Source: the annotation of a GenBank genome assembly